Molecule: messenger RNA, 543 nt
Organism: Astrephomene gubernaculifera
Lineage: Eukaryota; Viridiplantae; Chlorophyta; Chlorophyceae; Chlamydomonadales; Astrephomenaceae
Source: the annotation of a GenBank genome assembly
GCAGUUCUUCCCGGUGCUGGUGUCCCUGACGGAGCGCGUGCUGUCUCACUGGCAGCAGGCGGCCCCCAGCGGGCUGCCGCUGGAUGCGGAUGCGGCGACGCAGAGGCUGACGGUGGAUGUGAUUGGCCGGUUCGCGUUCGAUCGGGACUUCGGAGCCACCGGCUUCGGACCCAACACGGCGCUGCAGGUGGUGGGCGAGCUGAUGACGGCGCUGCAGCGCAUGAUGAACCCGCUCAACCGCUGGUUCCCCUGGCGACAGGAGGCCCGAUCCCUGCGGUCCGCCCGCUCCCGCUACGACUCGCUGGUUCGCGCCGCGCUGGCCGACCUGUCGCAGCGCCCGCCCGCCCCGCACUGCCUGCUGGCGCACCUGGCGGGGGUCACGGACCCGGACACGGGCAAGCCGCUCUCCCCCCGGCGGCUGCGGUGCGAGACUGCGCUGUUCUGGAUCGCGGGCUUCGAGACCACUGCGCACGCCAUCAGCUGGACGCUCAUGUACAUCGCAGCACUGCCAGAGGUUGAGUCGCGCAUUGCCUCCGAGCUGGC